Dermatophagoides pteronyssinus (European house dust mite) is the source of this 1246-nucleotide messenger RNA. RefSeq lists its product as uncharacterized. Gene Ontology annotation, biological process: phagosome-lysosome fusion. The record is from RefSeq and is a predicted model, not a curated record. Gene Ontology annotation, cellular component: lysosome; phagocytic vesicle; late endosome. Lineage: Eukaryota; Metazoa; Arthropoda; Arachnida; Sarcoptiformes; Pyroglyphidae. Gene Ontology annotation, molecular function: GTPase activity; GTP binding.
UUACAUCUUAUUUUUUGAUCUGCCGAAAACCGAUAUAUAAAAAACCACGAUGAACCCUUCAGAUGAUGAUGGCGGCUGGUUUCAUUCAUUUUCAUCAAAAUUAUCCGGAAAAUUAUCUGCAUUUGGUCAUCGUUGUAAAAAACUAAGAAAAAAACAGAAAAUUUUGAAAAAAUCAUCAAAGCAAAUAAUCGAAAUGAAACAAAUCCUACCAACAGAUCCAUUAAUGAUGAAAUGUGAUUAUAAAAUUUUAUUAAUCGGUUCAAAAGGUUCGGGUAAAACAAGUUUAGUUAAUCGUUUUCUUGGCCGGCCAUUUAAUCCACGUGAAAAACCAACAAUUGGUUUCAAUUUGAUGACAUUAGAUUUAAAUUAUGAACAUGACCAUUUGAUAAAUGUUGAAUUAUGGGAUACAGCCGGCGAUAACGUCAAUGGUAAUGGUAAUGAUAAUUGUCAUAUACUAUCGAAUGAACAUUUUUAUUAUCGGAAUGUUAAUCUAAUGAUUGCCAUAUUUGAUCUUACCGAUUCAAAACGAUCAUUUGAUUAUUGUUUAAAAUGGAUUGAUAAUUUUCGAAAACAACAUAAUCAUCGAUCAUCAUCAACGAUCACCAAAAAUGAUGAUUUGGAUCAAAACGAUGUACAAAUAAUAAUCGUUGGUAAUAAAUUAGAUUUAAUGAAUAAUUCGAAUCGAACGAAUUAUUUUGAUUUGGAACAAAUAGAAAAAUAUUCCAAAACAAUCGAUUGUAAUGAUAAUCGAUUGUAUCGAACAUCAGCCAAAACAAUGGAAGGAAAUGAGCAAGAAUUAUUUGAAGAAAUUUCCCGAAAAAUUAUCAAUCAAUUUGGACGACAACAACAAAUGGAACAAUUGAAAAAUUUAUCAAAUUUACAUCAAGAUUCAACAAUGAUCUAUGAACAAUCUCAACAGCAAACAUGGUUACUUGUAUCAGUAGAUUUAUCCGUUUCAACAGCCAAAUUAUAUGAUGAUGCGGAUUUUGAUCCAUUCAAUGGCCAGUUGAUGAAGAAAACUGAUCAAAAUGGUAAUGAUCCGAAAUCUAUAAAUUCAAAACGAAAAAUGAAAGAGACAGCAAAGACAACAACAAAAUCAAUAACAUUUGCAUUAUUUUUACGAAAAUUAUUCUGUCUGAUUUGAUACCCGAAAGAAAAGAUUCUCUGUAAUUUCAAUCUGUAUUUUUUGUAUUUCAUCUAAAAAUUAUCAAUUAUCGACCAUUCGAAUUAAUUAAUUAUAAUCAUC